Messenger RNA from Drosophila albomicans, 1581 nucleotides. Its product is annotated as probable G-protein coupled receptor Mth-like 11. Gene Ontology annotation, cellular component: membrane. NCBI's taxonomy places the organism in Eukaryota, Metazoa, Arthropoda, Insecta, Diptera, Drosophilidae. The transcript is spliced from 8 exons. Gene Ontology annotation, biological process: G protein-coupled receptor signaling pathway; cell surface receptor signaling pathway. Gene Ontology annotation, molecular function: G protein-coupled receptor activity. The coding region runs from base 1 to 1479 and encodes 492 amino acids. The record is from RefSeq and is a predicted model, not a curated record.
AUGCCUCAUGCAACUAUGAAGAAUCAUUUAAGAGUAUUUCUUAUAUUUGGCAUAUUUUACAUAUUCCAAGGAUGUGAUUAUUUCGAUACCGUUGACCUUACAAACAGCAUUAAAUUUGAAAAUGGAUCAUAUCAGUACGAAGAUGUAUUGAUACCAAAAGAAAAAACGCGGGAAUACGAUUACCAAAUUUUAUUUAAUGGCGAUUACGAAACAGUGCCCAAGCAUAUAAGGGGUUGUGUAUGUCAUUUAAAAACGUGCAUACGUUUUUGCUGUAAUCCAAAACAAUUGCUUUUAAAAGAUAUAAAUGACUUGGAGUUCAUGGUGCAACAACAUCUUCCUGUACCUUGUCAUGAUCACUUGUAUCUUGAACCUGACAAUCCAGACCACGCCUGGACUUUAUACGAAAAUGGCAAACUUCUCAGACAUUUUGACAGCGCUCUACUUACAAAACAGGAUUAUUGUUUCCAGCCCCGAAAAUUUCAAGAUAUCUACAAGCUUGUGCCGUAUCAUUGCGUUAAACCUCCAGACCGUUCUAACGCUUACCUGCAAUUGGUAUCGAUAUUCUUCUUACUUAUGGUCAUAAUUGUGUAUUUGAUUUUACCGAAUUUUAAAGGAGAUUAUUUUAAAUGCUGUAUAUGCUACUUCAGUUGUUUGACCCUAAGUUCUAUACUUCUUGUUAUUGUAAGAUGUGAUUGGAUCAACCUACAUCAAAAAGUAUUGUGCCUGCUAACAGGAUAUAUUGGUUAUUACUUUGUUAUAUCUACGUUUCUCUGGCUUUUAAUUAUAAACUACGAUUUAUGGAAAACAUUUAACAACAUUGGGAUAAGUCACGGGUCAAAACUUUACAAAUAUAAUAUCUUUGCUUGGGGCGUUGCAGCAGUACAACUUUUAUUAACACUUUUUGUUGAUUUUGUAAUUGGAAAUUCAAGCUGGUCACCUAAUGUCGGAAAAUAUUAUUGUUGGAUUGAUGCCACAUCUUGGUCGUCGAUAAUCUACUAUUAUGGUCCAAUUAGCAUUUACUUAACAUUGAACACAACAUUAUUUAUUAUUACCGCCUCUAAGAUAUUCUUUCAAAAUAGGACCAAUAGACGUCAACUAACCCAAUCGGAGCGUCAACGAAAUUUGAGGACUCUGACUAAGUACCCUCUUUCUCUUGUUCUUAAUUAUACCACUCACUUUUUUUUUAACGUUAGUUUUGGAACAUUUUUCCGGCUCUUUGUCAUUAUGGGCGUUUUCUGGAUAUUUGAAAUCAUUUCCUAUUUUGGAUAUACUAUCUUCGACAUAUCAAUGAAGUUUAAUAAUAUGAUUACUUGUUGUCAAGGUAUCAUUUUAUUUGUAGCAACAAUUUUGAGAAGAGAUGUGUUGAAAGCGUUGGCUAAUCGACUUCGUAUUGGAAAUACCAAAAUAAAAAUGGCACAUCAGGUCCACAACAUCAGCCAGAAUGGAAAUUGUUUUAUCGUCACAACCAAUUCUAACUAAAGACAUCGAAGAACCUCAUUUAUAAGAGAAUAUACAAAUAACAUAUUGUUAGAAAAUGUACUUAUUAUUUUAAUACCCGCUACCCAUAGGGUAGAAACAGAA